Messenger RNA from Nelumbo nucifera (sacred lotus), 1785 nucleotides. NCBI's taxonomy places the organism in Eukaryota, Viridiplantae, Streptophyta, Magnoliopsida, Proteales, Nelumbonaceae. The record is from RefSeq and is a predicted model, not a curated record.
AUCAGGGUUCAUGGUAGGUGUUUGUGAAGAAAUGUAAACAACCCAUCUCUCUCUUUCAUUCAUAUAGAUAUAGUAAGCCAAUGCAUAAAGCCACUGCACAAGCCAUAUCAGACAUUCUUUCUUGCUCUAAGACCCUUUUCCACGAAUUAAAGAAGGUGAUUUCUUUUCUUUCUCGGAAGACACGAAAGACUCUUCUUCUUCUUCUUCUUUUUCUGCCAUGGAUACUGCUCAAUGGCCACAGAAAUUGUUGUGGAUGAUUUCUUCUUUAAAAAAGGGAGAAAGAAAAAGGAAAUAAGAUGAUGGCUAUCAUUUAAAUUUUUCACUUGGUGUUGAAAGUAAUGCACUUUAUCUUUCUUUUCGCCAAUGCGCAAAAGCAACGGAAAAGGAGAUUGGACUGGUGAAACCAAUGGAGGAGGUGGUCUCUAAUGCAUGUUCGAGGCCUAUGUUAGAGAGGAGAGCCAAGCCUCAGAAAGAACAAGCCUUGAAUUGUCCAAGGUGCAAUUCAACAAGCACCAAAUUCUGUUAUUACAACAACUAUAGUCUCACUCAACCAAGAUACUUCUGCAAGACUUGUAGAAGGUACUGGACUGAAGGUGGAUCUCUCAGAAAUGUUCCUGUUGGAGGAGGCUCAAGAAAGAACAAGAGAUCUUCAAAUUCGUCAGCUUCAGCCUCCUCAAAAAAGCUGCCUGAUCUUACCCCACCAACCAGCUCUACAUCCUCUUCUCAAAACCUAAAGAUCCAUAAAGGGCAAGACCUCAACCUGGCUUUCCCAUACGCGCAAGAUUUCCAGGCUAUCUCCGAAUUUGCUCGAGUACCCAAGAUUGAGACCACCACCAACGAAGACAGCCCUAACCCUUGUUCUUCUUCCACUGCUACACCUUCACUUUCGGCUCUUGAGUUGCUGAGAAGUGGAAUUACUUCAAGGGGGUUGAAUUCUUUCAUGCCGAUACCAAUUCUAGAUUCGAACUCGUUUUACCCAACUGGAUUUGCUUUGCAGGAUUUCAAGCCAAGCCUUGGUUUUUCUCUUGAUGGACUUGGAGUUGGAGGUGGGUAUGGAAAUCUCCAAGGGGUUGAAGAGAGUAGUGGCAGACUUUUAUUUCCUUUUGAGGAUCUGAAACAAGUCUCAAACACAAAUGAUAUUGAGCAGAAUAGAGGACAAGGAGAUUCAACUGGGUAUUGGAAUGGGACGUUAGGUGGAGGAUCAUGGUAAAGUAGAAGCUGAGGUGAAGAAAAAAAAAAAGAAAAAGAAAUCCAUAAUUGCACGAGGAAAGGAAGAAACUGGUGUUUCUCUUCUUCUUACAUGGCUGGUGACUUGUUUGGAGUUGUUCAGACUGCUAACAGAUGGGAUACACGGUUUUGUUUAUUUCUUUUUCUUAAUUAUUUCUCUGUACUCUUUAGCCAUUGUGAAGAUUUGAAGCUCAUUUUAGGUUGGCUUCAAAAUGGGAUACUUGCUAGGGCAAGAAGAAGAGGUCCAGGAGAACCGGGAUUUCUUUUUUCUUUAGUCCUGUUUCCUUUUGCAGGGCAAGACUACUACUACUGCUUCUAGGGCUUUUACUAAGGCCUAAAAUCAUGAUUUCUCCUAUCACAGGAGGAGCAAAUGGGCACUAAUAGUUUUUUUCUUGUUUUUGGUUAUUAGGAUUACAAUUACUACAACUUAUGUUCAUGCAUGUUAUAGGUAGGAAGAGCUUGUGAAAUGUAUGUGGAAACUGGUAACCCUGAUGGACAGAAGAAAAAAAAGACUUGUUAAAUUUGAAUGGAUGAUGGCUUUCAAUCGUUUGUAGUUUU